Molecule: messenger RNA, 896 nt
Organism: Aspergillus welwitschiae
Lineage: Eukaryota; Fungi; Ascomycota; Eurotiomycetes; Eurotiales; Aspergillaceae
Product: holo-ACP synthase
Exons: 1
Coding region: 46-504 (152 amino acids)
Biological process (GO): fatty acid biosynthetic process
Molecular function (GO): magnesium ion binding; holo-[acyl-carrier-protein] synthase activity
Source: RefSeq, a predicted model, not a curated record
CGAUCCACCCAUUCAACCACACCACCACUCACCCUCGCACCAACCAUGAAACCAACCCCCUUCCCCUUCGCCCUCAACAUCGGCACCGACAUCGUCCACCUCCCCCGAAUAACCCGCCUCCUCGCCCGCCCCAACUACCUCACCCGCUUCACGCACCGCAUUCUCCACGCCCGCGAACAACAAGACUUUCGCACGCGGUUCGCCCUUCCUUCUCUCCCUCCCUUAUCCUCCCAAACACCAACUCCUAGCAUAAGUAUAUCCCCCGACAUGUCGCGGUGGCUCGCAGGCCGGUUCGCGGCCAAAGAGGCAGCACGGAAAGCGGCGUCCCGCGGCGCGGCGCAUAUUAGCUGGAAGGAUGUGGUGGUUACGGUGGAGGAGGAUGGGGGGAGGCCGGAGGUGGUAUAUUUAGAUGGGGAGGGGGAGGAUGAGGCAGGGAGGGUAGGGAAAUUGUCGAUUUCGCAUGAUGGGGAGUAUGUGGUUGCUAUGGUAGUGGCGGCGGGGUGAGGUAUAUUCUUCAUAGGAGAGUAUAUGGGAUUUUAUAUAAGGUUUACGUGCCGGGGAGGGGGAGUAUGUGGCGGAUGCUAGACUGGGAGUGGGUUUGGACAGUUCAGUGUGACGCUGAGACAAAUGAGGGGAUGGGCUAUGGCUGUGUUGGGGUAAUAUUUGGAUGAAGGGAGGUGUGAAGAUGCGCCUGCUUGAGAGAGGAGACAUGUGGUAGAGCUAGCUGGCUAGCUACGUAUACAGAUGGAGUGUAUCAAUAGAUGUAUAGUAGAGUACAAUAGUAAUGGAUGCAUGAUAAUCGGUAUAAAUAUCGGCAGUGAAGUGUGUAGGCAGCGUGAUCGCCAUCUCGUAUCUGGAGUCGGAGAUGCUGGCGGAGCUGCCGGUCGAGCAGAACA